Molecule: messenger RNA, 1003 nt
Organism: Toxorhynchites rutilus septentrionalis
Lineage: Eukaryota; Metazoa; Arthropoda; Insecta; Diptera; Culicidae
Exons: 4
Coding region: 143-1003 (286 amino acids)
Source: RefSeq, a predicted model, not a curated record
GACACGUUAUGAGAUAUCAUCUGGGUACACUGCUCCACGGUACUCGGAAUACUGCACACAAACCGUCAAAAUCGUUUUUGUUUACAAUCUGCUACCAAAGUGGUUCUCUCCGUUUUUCUUGUCCGUGUUAAUACGUGUAAAAAUGAACAAAGGAGAUUACUUCAACGUUGUGCAAACAUUAGAGGCAGGGACUCCGAUGCUGUCGGUGGUUCCGCAUCAAUGGAUAGAAGGGAAGUUUCUGUUAUGGCCUGGGAAGAAUGCUAGCGUUAUAUGUAAAGAUGUUUCUUCGAAACCUACUGCUUCUUGGACAAAAAUUCCCUGUAUAGUUAAGAGGAAGUACAUUCCAACAUACGCUGAAGCGGAACAGGAGGCCGCUGAUUUAUCGGGAAUGUCCACAGAUGUAUCAGACUACAUACCGAAGAUAAAACAUGCAAAAAACGCCAAGACUGUUGCAUCCAGAAAGAGUUAUGAUUUUAAUCACCUCAUGGGUAAAUCCGGCUCAUGCUCUCCAUAUUUUCAUCAAGAUGCAUCCACACAAAAUCAACUAAAUCCUCCAGCUGCUGUCUCUCAGCCAUUAGACAGGCUUCGCCUCCAAUCUGAACCUACAAAACCGCCGCAGGACUUUCAAGAAGAAGUGAACCGACGAUCUUCUCAACAAUAUCAACAACCUCAGCCAAUCUUCGAAGUUAUCAAUCAAGAUAACCUUUUGCAGCAGAGCGCAAUGGAAGACAACCUUAUUUCCGGAGGAUACGUACUGAAUGUUGAGCAGCCUGUGAUUAAUGACGAUAUAAUCGUACAGCAGAUUUCAAAAAAAAUUGAAGACGAAUGCAAGAAAACUAAAAACGAAAUGAUCAGUACGUUUGAAUCUAUGCUGGCGAAGACUAUAGCCGUAUUGAAAAGCGAUUUUGAUAUGAAAUUGGCAGCCGCGUUCCGUCUUCGAGAGAACCAGGAUAGAGUAUGUCAUGAAACGAAAUUGGCGAAACCUUUAUCAACAAUUUUGUAA